AUGUCAGGAGUCAACGGAUACGAUCCUCGCUCGUCUGAAAAAAUCUCUGAUGGCACAAGUGCUAAGAAAAAUGAAAAUUCCAAUAAUAACCAAUGCUCUACUGGCUCAACUGGUUCAAAUACAGGAUCUACAUCAUCGUCUUCAUCAUCAUCCGGUACCAAUCAAACGACAAGUGAUAAUAAUAAUGGAAACCAAACGACUGGAAAAUCCUGA
Molecule: messenger RNA, 213 nt
Organism: Didymodactylos carnosus
Lineage: Eukaryota; Metazoa; Rotifera; Eurotatoria; Philodinida; Philodinidae
Source: the annotation of a GenBank genome assembly